Messenger RNA from Dichomitus squalens LYAD-421 SS1, 1668 nucleotides. RefSeq names its product MFS general substrate transporter. Gene Ontology annotation, biological process: transmembrane transport. Lineage: Eukaryota; Fungi; Basidiomycota; Agaricomycetes; Polyporales; Polyporaceae. The transcript is spliced from 19 exons. Gene Ontology annotation, molecular function: transmembrane transporter activity. The record is from RefSeq and is a predicted model, not a curated record. Bases 1 to 1668 code for a protein of 555 amino acids.
AUGUCCGACGAUAGCCGUCCCAGCCUGGCGAAGGGCUCCAUCUCUCUAGAAAAACAUACCGGAGGAUCUGACGCGUACGAGGUCACCAAAGACGGACAAAGUCCAGCAUGUACGCCUCGCGACGAAUCCGACGUUUACCAGUUCUUCGUGUCUUAUCAGGAAAGCCACGCGGGGAGACUGGUUCUUGACCCAGGGUUUGCACCGGCGGAGUUUGGGGAGGAUAUCGCGAAGCAGCUCAAGCUCUCCCCAGACAAGUCCAAGAUCCUCUGGCCUCAGCCUGCGGACGACUCCCACGACCCUCAAAAUUGGAGUAAAGCGCGGAAAACGCUGCAGCUGACCAUAGCAACUCUGGCAGCCGUCGUUCCAGAUUUCGAUUCUUCUAUCGGCAUCGCGGCAGUGUUCGCCAUGGCCCGAGAUUUUCACACAACUCCUAACCACGUCAACCAACUAGGUCAGAGCUGGGCAAUCUUCGCGAUAGGCUGGGGCGGGAUUUUUGCGGUGAUGCUCAUCCGACGUUACGGUCGAUUGCCGGUGCUGUUCUGGUCGCAGUUGCUCGCAUUAGGAUUCAUGAUCGGCGUCACGUUCGCCCCUAACUUAACCGUAUCCGCUGCAAUGCGCACUCUCGUAGGGUUCUUUGGAACAUGCGCUCAAGUUUCCGGCUUGUACGUUGUGACCGACAUGUACCCCGUUCAUCUUCAAGCUCGCAAGCUUAGCAUAUGGACGAUGGGAUUCGUCAUCUCCCCUGUCCUAGCCCCGUUCCUACUCGGAUUUCUAGUCGCGCGUGCUAACUGGAGGUGGGCGUACGGUAUCGGUACGAUAUACAACGCUAUAGUCAUGCUCCUGAUAGCCUUUUUUUCGGAGGAGACCAUGUAUGAUCGCCACCUCGAGAAACCGCAUCCCUAUACUACGCCCGGGACAGCAAGAUAUCGCAUCGAAACGCUUCUCGGUCUGACUGGUUACCGAAUGGCGCGCUUCCGGCCGUCCUGGAAGGCCGUCGCCCUCGCGCCGCUCAGGGUGUUCUGGCGCCCACACCUCUUAGCGGCACUCUGGUUCGAAGGGGCCAUGUUUGGUUUUCAGAUCGGCUUCCACGUCACGAACUCGGUCGUCCUCGCCAACCCGCCGCCAAAUGGGUACGGAUACGGCCAGAUCCAGAUCGCUGCGACAUACGCUAGCUCGCUGGGCGCAGUCCUCAUAGGCGAGGUUGUGGGGCGAUAUCUCAACGACUGGCUGCUCGAGGUCACAGUCCGACGUAACAAGGGAGUUUUCGAAGCUGAGUGUCGCUUAUGGGCAUGUUACCCCUCCGUGGCGCUUUUCGUCUGCGGAUCUGUGCUUCAAGGCGCAGCGUUCCAAUUGCAUCUGCACAUUGCCGUGCUGGUGGUGGGUUGGGUCUUAGCCCAGAUGGCGGUCAUGAUGAAUACGUCUGCGAUUUACGCGUAUUGCAACGACUGCUUCCCCAAGUAUCAGGGCGAGAUCUCUGCAUUGAUCAACCUUGCAAGGAGUCUUGGCGGUUUUGGCGUCGCUUAUUUCCAAGUGAACUGGGUCACUCGACACGGAGCACUCCAGGCAUUCGGGACGGAGGCCGGCAUUGUCGCUGGUCUCUUCCUAUUGAUGGUUCCCGUCCUUCAGAUCAAAGGUUCGUACCUCCAGAGCCGCUUUGCUGUGAAUUGA